Pteronotus mesoamericanus is the source of this 1681-nucleotide messenger RNA. RefSeq names its product nucleobindin 2 (gene NUCB2). Lineage: Eukaryota; Metazoa; Chordata; Mammalia; Chiroptera; Mormoopidae. The record is from RefSeq and is a predicted model, not a curated record. The transcript is spliced from 15 exons. Gene Ontology annotation, cellular component: endoplasmic reticulum-Golgi intermediate compartment; extracellular exosome. Gene Ontology annotation, molecular function: calcium ion binding. The coding region runs from base 317 to 1576 and encodes 419 amino acids.
AGUACCGAGCUGAACAGAGAAUUGGGAGCUGGCUAGACAGGUCUGUGUCCUGCAGGCGCUGCAGGCGUUCGGCUGGCGGAACCUCGCGCGUCGAAACCAGGGCUAGGUGAGGCUGGUGACCUCGAGAACCCAUUAAGAGUCAGUUUUUAGUGAAAAAGCAUUGAGCUUGGAGCCAAGACCCAACUCCUUAUUAAUUUGAUAUUGUGCAAGUCAUCUUACCUCUCUGGAUCUCAGUUACCUCAUCUGUAAAAAGGAGAUAAAAAUUCUUACCCUAUCUAAAGGCCACCUUGCACACUACACUGAAAGUCCUGUGAAGAUGAGGCGGAGGACUGUCCUACCGCGGUGUUGUUUUCUCCUGGUUACAUGUCUACUUGCUAAUCUUGAAGCUGUGCCUAUAGACAUAGACAAGACAAAAGUAAAAAAUCCUCACCCUGUGGACAGCGCAAAGAUAGAACCACCAGAUACUGGACUUUAUUACGAUGAAUACCUCAAGCAAGUGAUUGAUGUGCUGGAAACAGAUAAUCAUUUCAGAGAAAAGCUCCAGAAAGCAGACAUAGAGGAAAUAAAGAGUGGGAGGCUAAGCAAAGAGCUGGAUUUAGUAAGUCACCAUGUGAGGACAAAACUGGAUGAACUGAAAAGGCAAGAAGUAGGAAGGUUAAGAAUGCUAAUUAAAGCUAAAUUAGAUUCCCGUCAAGAUACAGGCAUGGACCACCAUGCUCUGCUAAAACAGUUUGAUCACCUAAACCACCUGAAUCCUGACAAGUUUGAAUCUAGAGAUUUAGAUAUGCUGAUCAAAGCAGCUACAAGUGACCUGGAACACUAUGAUAAGACUCGACAUGAAGAAUUUAAAAAAUACGAAAUGAUGAAGGAACAUGAAAGGAGAGAAUAUCUAAAAACAUUGAAUGAAGAAAAGAGAAAAGAAGAAGAAGCUAAAUUUGAAGAAAUGAAGAGAAAGCAUGAAAAUCACCCCAAAGUUAAUCAUCCAGGGAGCAAAGAUCAACUAAAAGAGGUAUGGGAACAGACUGAUGGAUUGGAUCCUAAUGACUUUGAUCCCAAGACAUUUUUCAAAUUACAUGAUGUCAAUAGUGAUGGCUUCCUUGAUGAACAAGAAUUAGAAGCCUUGUUUACAAAAGAGUUGGAGAAAGUAUAUGACCCCAAAAAUGAAGAGGAUGAUAUGGUAGAAAUGGAGGAAGAAAGGCUUAGAAUGAGGGAACAUGUAAUGAAUGAGGUUGAUUCAAACAAAGACCGAUUGGUGACUCUGGAAGAGUUUUUGAAAGCUACACAAAAAAAGGAAUUCUUGGAGUCGGACAGCUGGGAGACAUUAGAUCAUCAACAGCUCUUCACAGAGGAAGAACUGAAAGAAUAUGAAAGUCUAAUCUCCAUACAAGAAAACGAACUUAAGAAAAAAGCAGAUGAGCUUCAGAAACAAAAAGAAGAGCUACAGCGUCAGCAUGACCAACUGCAGGCUCAGAAGCAGGAAUAUCAUCAGGUUGUACAGCAGAUGGAACAAAAAAAAUUACAAGAAAUUUCUCCAUCAGGGCCUGGUGGACGCUCUCAGUUCGAGCCACUCAUUUAACGUCCGAUGCCCGCCAGAACUUGGAAGAAAAUGUAAAAUCAACACCUGUGUCAUCUUUUUACCUCCCUUCCUUUUUCUCUACUCAAUAAAUAUUUUAAAGCAUAU